AUGUGGUCUUGCUUUAAUAAAGCGUGGUCUUGCUUUAAUAAAACAUGUCCUUGUUGCUAUCGUUACCGUGGCAAUUCAAUGCAACCGUUUGGCAAUUUAUAUUAUGAUGACGAAGACAAUGUAGAGUUCGAGAACCUGCUGAUUUAUCAGGAUCGCUCGUCGUUAGCGAAUUUAUUAUCGGGUACACCAUUUUCACGUUCAAAUCACCCACCAGCAUAUGGGAGGGUAAACAUGGUUUUACCAAAUGAAGAUGCUUUAUUAGAUGACGACGGUGAAAAUUUACAAACUCAGGACGCACAAUUUCUGCCUGACGAGCAAAUUGAUAAAUUUUCUGAACGGGUCACUCGAAGCAAUCCUGUAACUGAUGCACAAUUAGCGGCGGAAGAAGAAGAAGUUCGUCGUCAAGAAGAGGAAGAAAUUAGAAGAAAACGUCAAGCUGCUACACAAGCAGCUCUUGCUAAAGGCUUAAUAACACCAGAACAAGCCUCUGCUAAUAAGGCCACACCUCAGAACAAAGAUUCACAAAUUUCCUCUUUAAAUAAACCACGUAACCCACAUGAACGUCUCUUUGUACCAGAUGUAAAUAUGGAAGAUUAUGAUGACGUAACAGAUUUUGAAUAUUU
Dentiscutata heterogama is the source of this 623-nucleotide messenger RNA. The record is from the annotation of a GenBank genome assembly. Lineage: Eukaryota; Fungi; Glomeromycota; Glomeromycetes; Diversisporales; Gigasporaceae.